Messenger RNA from Pogoniulus pusillus (Red-fronted tinkerbird), 3461 nucleotides. It is a transcript of the gene CTNNB1, whose product is annotated as catenin beta 1. Gene Ontology annotation, cellular component: cytoplasm; adherens junction; nucleus. Bases 273 to 2618 code for a protein of 781 amino acids. The record is from RefSeq and is a predicted model, not a curated record. Gene Ontology annotation, biological process: cell-cell adhesion; positive regulation of transcription by RNA polymerase II; canonical Wnt signaling pathway. The transcript has 16 exons. NCBI's taxonomy places the organism in Eukaryota, Metazoa, Chordata, Aves, Piciformes, Lybiidae. Gene Ontology annotation, molecular function: protein phosphatase binding; alpha-catenin binding; cadherin binding.
CGGCGGUGGGAGCAGCAGCGGCGCUUGGGGCAAGGGGCUAACGCUGCCGCCCCGUACGGUCUCCACCCGGGAGGACAGCGGCGGGAGCACCGCCGUAAGCAGCGAACCGAGCGAGGAGGUAGUGGCGAGGGAUCGAGGAAGAAAAGACGGACCAGACCGCGAUCGCCCGGGCGGCAGCAGCAGCAGCCGGAGCCCGGGGGGACUCUGCACUCUCGCCUCCCUGUAACGGUCUCUGAAAGGCAGCAGAAAAGAGUUCUGGGAGCACAAGGAACAUGGCAACCCAAGCUGACUUGAUGGAGCUGGAUAUGGCAAUGGAGCCAGACAGAAAAGCAGCAGUCAGUCACUGGCAGCAGCAGUCCUAUCUGGACUCCGGUAUCCAUUCCGGAGCCACAACAACUGCUCCCUCCUUGAGCGGCAAGGGCAAUCCUGAAGAGGAAGAUGUGGACACAACGCAAGUGCUAUACGAGUGGGAGCAGGGAUUCUCCCAGUCCUUCACCCAGGAGCAAGUUGCUGAUAUCGACGGCCAGUACGCAAUGACCAGAGCUCAGAGAGUGCGGGCAGCUAUGUUCCCUGAAACACUGGACGAGGGAAUGCAGAUCCCAUCCACGCAGUUUGAUGCUGCCCACCCAACUAACGUGCAGCGCCUGGCUGAGCCCUCCCAGAUGCUGAAACACGCCGUUGUCAACUUGAUAAACUACCAAGAUGAUGCCGAGCUGGCGACUCGUGCCAUCCCAGAGCUGACCAAGCUGCUGAACGACGAGGACCAGGUGGUGGUGAACAAGGCCGCAGUUAUGGUGCAUCAGCUGUCCAAGAAGGAGGCCUCUCGCCAUGCCAUCAUGCGGUCUCCUCAGAUGGUGUCUGCCAUCGUGCGCACCAUGCAGAACACGAACGACGUGGAGACGGCCCGCUGCACCGCAGGGACGCUGCACAACCUCUCCCACCACCGGGAAGGCCUGCUGGCCAUCUUCAAAUCGGGAGGCAUCCCUGCUCUGGUCAAAAUGCUUGGGUCCCCGGUGGACUCGGUGCUGUUCUAUGCCAUUACCACACUUCACAACCUCCUGCUGCAUCAGGAAGGGGCCAAGAUGGCUGUGCGGCUGGCUGGUGGGCUGCAGAAGAUGGUGGCCCUGCUCAACAAGACAAAUGUCAAAUUCCUGGCCAUCACAACAGACUGCCUGCAGAUCCUAGCCUAUGGCAAUCAAGAAAGUAAGCUGAUUAUUCUGGCAAGUGGUGGACCCCAGGCUCUAGUAAACAUAAUGAGGACCUAUACUUAUGAGAAGCUAUUGUGGACCACAAGUAGAGUGCUGAAGGUGUUGUCGGUCUGCUCCAGCAACAAACCUGCUAUUGUUGAGGCUGGGGGGAUGCAAGCUUUGGGACUCCACCUCACCGAUCCUAGCCAGCGUCUUGUGCAGAACUGUCUCUGGACUCUGAGGAAUCUGUCGGAUGCUGCCACAAAGCAGGAGGGCAUGGAAGGCCUUCUAGGAACUCUGGUUCAGCUUCUAGGGUCAGAUGAUAUUAACGUUGUGACUUGUGCCGCUGGCAUCCUUUCUAACCUUACCUGCAACAACUACAAGAACAAGAUGAUGGUGUGCCAGGUGGGUGGCAUCGAGGCUCUUGUGCGCACAGUGCUUCGGGCCGGAGACAGGGAGGACAUCACCGAGCCUGCCAUCUGCGCGCUGCGGCACCUCACCAGCAGGCACCAGGAGGCUGAGAUGGCUCAGAACGCGGUGCGCCUGCACUACGGGCUCCCGGUGGUGGUGAAGCUGUUGCACCCGCCCUCACACUGGCCUCUGAUCAAGGCCACAGUGGGGCUGAUCCGCAACCUGGCACUGUGCCCUGCCAACCACGCUCCACUGCGCGAGCAAGGAGCCAUUCCCAGGCUAGUGCAGCUGCUGGUGAGAGCGCACCAGGACACCCAGCGGCGCACCUCCAUGGGCGGCACGCAGCAGCAGUUCGUGGAGGGUGUGCGCAUGGAGGAGAUAGUUGAGGGCUGCACCGGAGCCCUGCACAUCCUUGCACGCGACGUUCACAAUCGGAUCGUCAUCAGGGGCCUCAACACCAUUCCUCUCUUCGUGCAGUUGUUGUACUCUCCCAUUGAGAACAUCCAGAGAGUAGCUGCAGGGGUGCUCUGUGAAUUGGCUCAAGACAAGGAAGCAGCUGAAGCAAUUGAAGCUGAAGGUGCAACCGCCCCUCUAACGGAACUGCUUCACUCUAGGAAUGAGGGCGUUGCAACCUAUGCAGCUGCAGUGCUCUUCAGGAUGUCCGAGGACAAGCCCCAGGACUAUAAGAAGCGGCUCUCGGUUGAGCUGACAAGCUCCCUGUUCCGCACGGAGCCCAUGGCUUGGAAUGAGACGGCAGACCUCGGACUGGACAUUGGCGCCCAGGGAGAGCCCCUCGGAUACCGCCCCGAUGAUCCUAGCUACCGUUCUUUCCACUCGGGCGGCUACGGUCAGGAUGCCUUGGGUAUGGACCCUAUGAUGGAACAUGAAAUGGGUGGCCACCACCCCGGUGCUGACUACCCAGUUGAUGGGCUGCCAGAUCUUGGCCAUGCCCAGGACCUUAUGGAUGGGCUGCCUCCAGGUGACAGUAAUCAGUUGGCCUGGUUCGAUACUGACCUGUAAAUCAUCCUUUAGCUGUAUCAUCUGACUGACCUUGCGUUGAUUGGCCUGUAGAGUUGCUGAGAGGGCUCGAGGGGUGGGCUGGUAUCUCAGAAAGUGCCUGACACACUAACCAAGCUGAGUUUCCUAUGGGAACAAUUGAAGUAAACUUUUUGUUCUGGUCCUUUUUGGUCGAGGAGUAAUAAUACAAAUGGAUUUUGGGAGUGACUCAAGGAAGGAAGAGUGCACAAGAAUGAACUGCAAGAUGGAACUGAUCAAACCUUAGCCUUGCUUGUUAAAAAGUUACUAUUUUUUUUAAAUCUCUGUAAUGGUACUGACCUUGCUUGCUUUGGGAGUAGCCUUUCUUCUCGCAGUAACUGUUGUUAGGUUGGACUUCUGGGUUCUCCUCUGUUUCUUUUGUUUGUUUUUCGGUUGUUUCUUUCCUUUUCAGUCUCUGGUAGUAUUAAGUUAUAGUGAAUAUGCUCCUGCAGUUUCUGAUUUUUAAGGAUUGAGUAAAGGUGUAGAACACUAAUUCAUAACCGCUCUAACUGUACUCAGAAUAAAGUGUAACAUUGUGUAGCCUUUUUGUAUAAAAAACAAAAACUAGACAAAUAGAAAUGGUCCAAUUAGUUUCCUUUUUAAUAUGCUUAAAAUAAGCAGGUGGAUCUAUUUCAUGUUUUUGAUCAAAAACUUUAUCUGGGAUAUGUCUGGGUAGGGGCCAGUAAGAACUGUUUCUUUGGAACCUUGUAUUGGACAGUUUACCAGUUGCCUUUUAUCCCAAAGUUAUUGUAGCCUGCUGUGAUACAGAUGCUUCAUGAGACAAAUGCAGUUAUACAAUGGUUCAGAAUUAAAGUAAACUUUUACUUC